Messenger RNA from Pogonomyrmex barbatus (red harvester ant), 3394 nucleotides. It is a transcript of the gene lgs, whose product is annotated as BCL9 domain-containing protein legless. Lineage: Eukaryota; Metazoa; Arthropoda; Insecta; Hymenoptera; Formicidae. The record is from RefSeq and is a predicted model, not a curated record.
AUUGUGGCAACGGCUGGUAAUCCUGGUGCAGUACCAUUGCGUGGUACCAAUAUGGUUGGAGUACCACGAAGUCAGGGUCCGCCUCCACCAUAUCAUCAAACAACUCGAUCCGCCAGUGUACCAAUUGCGAUUCAAAGUCCGAAUCCAUCGUCGCCCAACAAUCCAACCAGCAAUCUAUCGUUACCAUCACCGCGCGCGAGUUCAGCUCUGAAUUCACCAGCAGACUGCAACAGACAGUUCCAGCUUGGUAAUCAAAGGACCAGCCAUCUGCCGGGACAGAGUCCGACGAGUCAGGAUUCACCGAAUCCAACAGUCGCCACGGCAGCUACAGCGGCCGUUACAACAACGCGGUUGAAUCAUAGCAAUCCAGGAACACCAGUUUCUCAUUCCCAUAUUGCUGCCCUUAGUCCCAGUGGUACUACUGCUCAAAAGGAUACUUCGCUUGAUUUUCCUACCAAUCAACAACCAAACGUGGAUGGUAUGUUUUGCCGAACGUUACAAUCCUUAGCUCAACAAAAGCAGCAACAUGCUGGAAACGUUAAUGCGUCAGCCGUAAAAGAAGCAAACCUGAUGCCCGUACCGAGUCCCCAUCAACUUCAAUACCUUAGCACGUUCGAAGGACAGGAAUUGACCAUUCAAAAACAACCUAAUACAAGUUUAAAAGAUGGCAAUUCAUCUACGAACGCAGGCAAUUCGUCGGAGAUGCCCAAUAGAAUCUUGCCAGGAAGUCUAGAUAGCAACAAUCAAUUCCCUACUAGAUCGGAGGGUGCGAGUCCCGUUCAAAUGGACAGUAUGAAUCGAGCCUUUGCAGGUUCUCUACACAGUCCCCACACGCCUCAUACACCACAUACGCCAGGUAGUGCUGCACCACACACUCCAGCGGACCCCGCGAAAUCGGGCAAUAAAUCCAGCGCAAGCGCGCAAAGUAGUCCAACGCCGCAUAACACCAGCAUACCCGAUAGUAUGGGUCCACCACGAACGGUACCGGCGUCGCCUACCAUGAAACCCGACACAUCACCACCAUCCGUGAAAGAUACUCAGCAACAACAGCAACAAACGCAAUCGCAACAGCCACCACAACCACAGCAGCAACAACCGCCGCCGCAGCAGCAACCCACGGUGGUGAAUCCGAAUAAUUCUGGUAGCACGACGGUAGUAUCAUCGUUGAGCGGUCCCGCCGGUGCCGCUUCUUUCCCCUGUGGCAGGCCAUCCAUAAAUGUGAGCCAACCAUCUGACAACGUGCCUCUCAAUCCCAAUAACAUCGGCGGUCGACUUGGCGGUUUGAACACCAUGGGUACAAAUUUCGAUCCGAUAACAUCCCUGGCCCAAAUGAGUCAGCAGCUGACAAAUACGGCAGCGAGUAACUCGCUGGGCAACGAGCCUAUGCAUUCCGGCAACACGGCUGGCAUGAUGCCGUUCGGCAAUCCGCAUGCCGCCAGUAUGCAUAUGAUGCAAAUGGGCGGCGAGAUGAAUGGAAGCUGUCAUAUGGGAGCGACUAGCGGUGAACCUGGUAACGAGGUUGGCGGAAUGUGUAUGGGUCUUGCAGGCCCACCAACGAGUUAUAGUCCUACGACUUCGCAUACGGGUAGCCCCGGUGGUGUUCCCAGCAAAAUGGGACAUCCGAUGAUGGGUGGCCACGGGAUGAUGGGUGGUCACUCAGGUGUCGGUGCGGCUGGUGCUGCUUAUCCUGGUGGUGACCCUGGACACGCGCCUCCACCAAGACUGAUGACCGGCCAUGGGGUUGGGGGCCCCAGUCCUUACAACGGCGCGAAUGUUCAGGUGAAACCGAACGCGCCCAACACUAUACAAUACUUGCCGGCCAGGCCAAAUGUCGGACAUGCGCCUCCUCGGGGCCCACCUAGUCUGGAUUUCCUUCAGCGAUUCACUAAUCCGCUGUCCAAUUUGGAGUCAAAAAUGGGAGGAACACCUUCCGUGAAUCUUCAGUACUUCCCGAACGGCUGCGUGCCGAACAGUAUGGGGGGUCCGCAUAGCGGCAUGCCGUCCAAUAUGAAUGCCGCCGGGAUCCCAGGUAUGGGCGCUUCACCCAGAAUGGAUGGACAAUCCAUGAACACCUCUGGCACCAUGCACCCGUCCAUGAGACCAGUCGGCAAUAUGCGACCACAACCGAAUUUGAUGCGGAUGCAGCAUAUGGUAGGUGGCGGCGUCUUCCCAGGCGGUUCCAUGGAUUCCGAUAAAGUCUUCCCGCCCGACAUGGUGUCGCAAAAUCUGCCGAAUCAACCGAAUCCGGGCAUGUACGGCGUGUCCGGCAACAAGGCCAAUCCGAUGGGACUGGGACCGCCGCCCGACGCUACUCAGCCUCUACCGCCGAGUAUGGGCGGCGCGACCAGCAACUUCAAAACCGGCCCAUUCGUCGGCAGCGGACCCAGCAUGUCUGACCCAAAUUAUGCUCAACAAUUUCACAACUUCCAGCAGCAACUUUACGCCACUGGUACCAGAGGCAGCGGGCCGCCGCAUCCUAAUCUGCAUCCACCGCCGAACUCGCAUUCGCAUCAACAAUUUUUCAUGCCGAAGUAAACGCUGCCCGGUAUCGAUUCAUAUCGCGACGAUGACGAUAACAGGAACGAGAACGAGAACGAUGAUGACGGGAACAAGGAUGAUUUUUACGGUGGCCUUUCAUCCCUCUUUUUCUCUCUUUCUCAAUAUCUCUUUUGCUCUCUUUCUCUCUAUCCAUCUAUCUCUAUCUUUCGUCUCUAUCAGGGAUGUUUCUAUUAAUCACGCGAGAUAAUUCUGGAAGUGUAAACUGUGCUGACGAUUUUGCGAAGGACAAAGAGAAAGAAGUAACGAUGGAUAUUUCCGAGCAUCGCUAUGCUACUUUCGAGGAUAAAUCCUGACUGGCGUGCAAAAAUUCUAGUUCUAUUCUUGAUUUCUGUACGACAUUGACGUGUGUAUUAUAUUAAGAUCCUUUUUUCUUUUUUCUUUUCAAUUUCUAGACUACAAUUUGGUUGUAUUUCCAAAUGUGUUAUCUCCACUUGGAAGUGUUGUCUCUAAUCGAAAUCUUCCAAAACAAUUUGUAAAUUCUAAAUAUUAACGGAAACGCGUGAGUUUUCUCCCAUGCGUUCGUGUAAAUAUUGAUGUACAAUCUGGUUUCUUAUUUUUUUUUCUUUUUAUAGGAGUCGUUACUUCAGUGAUCGAAAAGCACGUUGUUAGAUUAAGAAAUAUGUUAUUACAACUCGAAUGUAAAAAAGAAAUAAGAGAGGAAGAAAACAAGCGAGAUCUCUUCUCUUCUUAUACUACUUUGUUCAUAAUAUGGUUGCUCGGGGUUAAAAGUAAUCGUGUGCAAAAUAGUGCAUGGUAAGAUGAAUGAGAGAAUUUUGGUACACCAGUGCCGUAAUUCAUCCUUCCUUUAUCACUAAAAUACUUAAACACAGUCAAA